UACAAUGUGGUCGAUGGGGUGGUCGCAGUGACUUGAGAGCGAUACGGCGGUAGAGGGUCACGAGGUCGUGUCUGCAGGGCCCAGCACAGCGCUCCGAUGCAUUUCUGGAUCGACAAACGCAGUCAGUGCGCCUACACGGGCCGCCACCGCGUGCCCUCUUCUCUAUCUUCUGGCGUGGGGUGCGGGCGGCGCGGGCGCGCGUGCGGCGGCGCGGGCCGCAAGGGCAUGGCGGCGCCCGUGCACCGCUUCGCGGCGCUCGACUGCCCGCCGCGCCGCCCGCGCGCCAGCGCCAACCACAACAGGCACAACGGCCACGUACCAGUCGCGGCUGUGCACACGAGGCGUCAGAAUGACGAAUCAAGUUUGUACGUGGAGAUCCCGCCGGAGCCGCAGCAGCCCACCAUCGCGAGCCUGGCCGCGGCUCGCAGCGUCACACCGGACACGCUGUUGCGCACCGCAGCCCUAGGGCUCCACCACUCGCCCAUGAUGGCCCCACAUCUCAAGUUUGGGAUGCUCGUGUCUUUCGCUCUAGCUACGCUGUUUUUGGCUGGCGCGAAGUUCUACUUCGAUAAGCAGGUGGUCCGCGACAACAGCGGCGGCGGCGAGGCGAGCGUGGUGUGCGCGGCCGUGGCGUGCGUGUGCGGCGUGGGCUGCGCGCUGUCCAUGUGCCGCGCGCGCCCGCCGCCGCUGCACACGCCCGACCGCGUGUCCUCCACCGCAGCACGGGACCGGCCCCCACCUCCACCAUCGGAACCUUCAGACGAUAUCUCCCUGACCACGCUGCUGAACGCCGGCCCGCCGCAGCAGAACGGGCGCGUGGCGGGCGCCGGCGCCGCGGCCAGCGCCAGCGCCGCGGGCGAGGCGCCGCCGCCCUACCACAUCGCGGUGCUGCUGCCGGGCCGCGAGCCCAGGGACGUGUCCCCGCCCGCCUACAGCGCGCUCAGCUAG
Messenger RNA from Pectinophora gossypiella (pink bollworm), 948 nucleotides. RefSeq lists its product as uncharacterized. The transcript has 5 exons. The record is from RefSeq and is a predicted model, not a curated record. Bases 97 to 948 code for a protein of 283 amino acids. Lineage: Eukaryota; Metazoa; Arthropoda; Insecta; Lepidoptera; Gelechiidae.